AUGGCUCGUCAAAAAGAGGUUCAUCACCGUCAUCUCGAUACUCCAACGAAGGCGCGGGUUAAAGGCGCUGUUGCGUUUGCGCAGCUCCAAAAGCAGCGAUACGGCCACGACUUCAGCUAUCAGGAUAUCUUCCGAUCCUUCCAAGUCAGCAAAUCCCGUGGCUAUGAGAUACUCAAGUCGUCGUCCGAUAGGACAUUUCACAACGAAUUCGAAGAGACUCGCGGCCGGAAGAAGCUCCUUGCAGACGAAGACCUGGAUAAGCUUAAAAAGCUGAUUUGGUCGCAAGAUUUUGAGGCUCGCGGGUUGACUUGGUCCCAAUUGCUUCCAGCGGCUGGAAUAGAUAAACAGAUCAGUCUUUCGACUGUUCGACGACGUCUUGGAACACGGCAUUGGCGAAGGUGUGUUGCUUGCCUCGGCACGCAUCGGCGUAACAGCGGGAAAUGA
This is a messenger RNA of Trichoderma aggressivum f. europaeum, 444 nucleotides long. RefSeq lists its product as uncharacterized. The transcript has a single exon. Bases 1 to 444 code for a protein of 147 amino acids. The record is from RefSeq and is a predicted model, not a curated record. NCBI's taxonomy places the organism in Eukaryota, Fungi, Ascomycota, Sordariomycetes, Hypocreales, Hypocreaceae.